UUUCCCUCACUGUUUCUGGUGAGUUUGGCACCCCUCCAUUGGCGAGAGAACCGCUUUUGUUCCCGAGGAGGGGGUGUAGACAGGAGGACAAAAAAAGAAGGGGGGGGGGAGCGGUACAGUCCAGUUCCCCCCGCGGAGGCCCCAGGAGAGGCGGCGAAACGAGUGAGGGAGCCACGCCGGGAAGGAGCCCCUCGUUUGCGGGCGGGGAUGUUGCGGGACACCCGGCGAGGGAGAGACUGCAGACGGGUUUGUCUGCUGCGACGAUGGUGAAGGCGAAGACCGCAUACGGCUCGAAAAUGACGCGCUUCACCAUUUAAGACGAACCGCCAUAAAUCAAAACCGGUCCGGUGAGACGAGCGGUACCCUACCCUACCCUACCCUACCCUACCCUACCUGACCUUGCCCGGCCCCCCCUGGCAGCCACACUCCGCCUCGCGCGUGUGCGGCAUGAGGCUGCUGCUCCGCUUCGGCGCUCCUCUCUUUUAAAGGCGACAGGCAGUCGGCGAGGAGAGGUGAAGGUGAGGGAGGAUGUUGAUGCGGUGCUACCGGGCCAAGCUGUCGGCGUGGGCCGCCGUGUGCGUGCUGGUGCUGUGCUGGUUCUACGUGUUCCCUGUGUACCGGGUGCCCCGGGACGAGGACAUCGUGGAGGAGGUGCUGAGGCAGCAGGGCCACGCGUGGAAGAGGAACCAGACUGGAAUCGACCUUUACAGGAAGCUGCUGACCGACUGCUGCGACCCUCAGCGUCUGUUCGCACUGACCAAGGAGAAUGCGCCAGUGGGCAAGGUGCUGUGGUACGACGGCGAGUUUUACCACUCGCACACGGUCAACAAUGAGACCCACUCGCUGUUGGUGCAGGCCGACCGUCUGCCGCUCCCCCUCAAGAAGUGCGCUGUGGUGGGCAACGGCGGUAUCCUCAGGCACAGCCAGUGCGGCCGCGACAUCGACCAGGCCAAUUUUGUCAUGAGGUGUAACCUCCCGCCGCUGUCCAGGGAAUACGUGGAAGACGUUGGCACCAAAACACACCUGGUGACAGCCAACCCCAGCAUCAUUGAGAAGAGAUUCCAGAACCUGCUGUGGUCCCGAAAGGCCUUCGUGGACAGCAUGAAGACAUACGGCUCCAGUUUCUUGUACAUGCCCGCGUUCUCCAUGCGUCCCGGCACCGACCCAUCCCUGCGUGCCUCCUACGCGCUGGCCGACUCCUCGUCCAACCUCACCAUGCUCUUUGCCAACCCCGUCUUCCUGCGCAGCGUGGGCCAGUUCUGGAAGGCGCGCGGCGUCCACGCCCGCCGCCUCUCCACGGGCCUCUUCAUAGUCAGCCUGGCGCUGGGCGUGUGCGACGAGGUAAGCGUCUACGGCUUUUGGCCCUUCUCCUCGGACCUGGCCGAGCGGCCCAUCAGCCACCACUACUACGACAACAUGACGCCCUUCCGCUGGUUCCACGCCAUGCCCGAGGAGUUCGUGCAGCUGUGGGAGCUGCACAAGAGCGGGACCCUGCGCGUGAAUCUGGGACGCUGCGGUUAAGUGGCUCCGCUCCCUACGUCAAAUGUUCACGCUGCUUCCUUGGGACCAGCGAGGAGGUGGGUGUGUCGUUACUGGAUCUUCCUGACAUACGGGUUCGACACGGCCUUUAUCAAAUUCCCGAUUCUCCGGCAGAAGGCGAGGAGGAAGAGGUGCUUCGGGAAUCGCGAACACCCCGGAGGAGUGUGGGUGGCGUGAAAACUUGAACCGCGUGGAAGGAUUUUCCCUGCCUGGCAGCGAGGUGGCCUAUCGACAGACGUUUGAGCAUUUAUUCAAUAUCCUACACUGAAAAAAAGUACUUCAUUUUUGGUUGACACAAACGCACAAUUAAAAUGUGGUAAACGGACGUAAAUUUCCCGUUUUCCUCGAAAAUAAAUUAUAUCCUGUAUGUUAGUUUAACACAUUUCAAUAAUGUGCAACCGAUGAACAUGGUCAAAUUAAUUACUAGUACGCCCAUGUAAGACAGUUCAGUACACGAGUAGAAUGAAUAUCCCUUACUCGGGACCCUUUUCUACUCCUGUGUGACAUUUCUUCACAUCUUUACAGUAUCUAACUAGUGACUUUUUUCCACUUCCACUAGUGACAUUUUUUUCGGGCCGUUACCGGCCUAAUUUGAAGGUGUUGGGUACAUACAUAAGGCAAACAAAAAAAAAAUCUGGCCUGAAGUCCUCCUUGCCACUAGUUGGCGCUACACUGCGGUGGUUGGACACAUCGGCAAAUGUGCGUAAUGUGAGUCAAAUGGAAAGAAAGGUCUUUGUCCAAAACUAUCUGUGCACCAGAUUUUGUAAUGUCACUGUCGUACUCGUAGCAAGCAGUUGUCAACUAGUGCACUAAUCACAUGUUGUUUUACUACCGCACGCUGGUCACUCUACUAGUGUGCAGAAAUGUCACACAAUAGUGGAAAAAAAGUUACAAGUAAGAGAGUUGCUCUACUUACUAAUGUGCUGAAUUGUCUUACUAGUGAGGACGAAGAGUGUACUUGUACAUGGACAAUUCCAUGUACUCGUGAAUUGUUUGUCUACAUGUACGCUGUGUAACAAGCCCUAUAGAAAACAGAUUUUUUCCUGCAAUUAUUGUUUGGUUUUGCCCAGGUGCCAUAUUUAUUGGCUUUAUGCGGGACCAUUAGACAAUCAAAAGAAAAAUGGGAAAAUGUGCUGUCGUUCUUGCUCAGGAUCCAUGACGACGCACCAGUUCCACGCACACGGCGAACACUUUUAACCACAAGCACAGUGUUCCUUUCUGUUUCAGUGGAGCCGUCAUGUAUAAAUUACACAUUCAUUUAAUGCACUUUUAUUUUUCACUACUGCAUUUUUUUUUUUUUAAAUACAAAUGGGAUUUUGUGCACAAGAGCCAAAUAAAGGUGUCAGAGUAGCAUGCAGAUAGAAGAGUGCACUUGAUAGAACUGCUGAUUUGUUGUUUGUUUUUGUACAAGAUUGUGCCAUACUCUCAAACAGUAAGUUUUCCCUUUAUCAUAUCUUGGUCAAGAUGAAGGUUGAGUGCCUUUUUUUAUUCGAUGUGAAUGAAUUCAAGCAUCCUGUGAAGGUUUCUGGGCGCUGUUUAUCAACCUGAUGAUAUGAUCUGUGUUAACUUACUAAAGUGGACAAAAUGUAAAAGUAACUGAAACUUAGUGGCAUCACGUGACUUGCUGCAUUGGUUAAUGAAACCGUUUUUUUUCCUUCUAAUAUGUAUUCAUUCCAUCUUAUUUGUUACUGAGAGGACUGUUUAGAUUUGAAGGAAAAUAAGAUGUGACUUGCCGCUUUGGAUUUAGAAUAAAGUUUCAUUUUGUAGCUGA
This is a messenger RNA of Phyllopteryx taeniolatus (common seadragon), 3310 nucleotides long. It is a transcript of the gene st8sia1, whose product is annotated as ST8 alpha-N-acetyl-neuraminide alpha-2,8-sialyltransferase 1. Gene Ontology annotation, molecular function: alpha-N-acetylneuraminate alpha-2,8-sialyltransferase activity. Bases 529 to 1521 code for a protein of 330 amino acids. Gene Ontology annotation, biological process: N-glycan processing; oligosaccharide metabolic process. The transcript has 5 exons. The record is from RefSeq and is a predicted model, not a curated record. NCBI's taxonomy places the organism in Eukaryota, Metazoa, Chordata, Actinopteri, Syngnathiformes, Syngnathidae.